Molecule: messenger RNA, 3505 nt
Organism: Myzus persicae (green peach aphid)
Lineage: Eukaryota; Metazoa; Arthropoda; Insecta; Hemiptera; Aphididae
Product: nose resistant to fluoxetine protein 6-like
Exons: 13
Coding region: 454-2760 (768 amino acids)
Molecular function (GO): acyltransferase activity, transferring groups other than amino-acyl groups
Source: RefSeq, a predicted model, not a curated record
UAAUAAUAAUAUAUCGCCGCGAUAACUGACGAACGUCAGUCGAUGGCCGGCUAUGUACGACCGGCGAAUAAUAUAAAUGAUAUAUCAAGCCCGAUAAUAAAUUGCGAUUAAAAAAAAACAAAAAAAUCAUAAUAACAUUAAUCUCUCUGCUAAAUUAUUGUUCUCUGCGAUACGGCAAGACACAACACUUAUAAAAAUAAUAAUUUAAUAAAACCGUCAGCCGCGAGAUAGGCGACCGCAGUCGACGAUCAUAAUUCACCUAGGACACGUACCAUUACAUGUCAUUCGCGCAGUGCUGAUAUCGUGUGAUAUACCCGAAUACACGUCCGCAGGUACACUCGCCCGACCGCCAGAGCCGACGCCCGUGUAGGUUUUGGGACCGUCGCCUUUGGGCACGUCGUCGCCUUUGGAUCCGCACACAAGUCGAACGGUUUUCGGACACAUCCGACCAUCAUGUCCGUGUCAUUUCGACGAUGGCCACUGCUGGCCGUCCUGCAGUGUGUAGUCGCUUUCGUCGCGAUCGGGCCGCAACAAGUCCUGGCGCACCGGAAGUGCGAAUCCAGACACUUCGCACCCCUAAACGGAAGCGGAUUCAACGAGUGUAGCAAUCAGAACGACUCGUCGCCCACGGGACAGCCGGAGCACCAGCGGCGUUACGCUUUUUUGUCGACCGACGACAACAAGAACGUUUCGUUUCUAGUUCAAAAAGACAUGUACAGCGGUGUUAAACAAAACGACAUAUUGUUGUCAAACACGAUUCAAGGAUUGUUUUUCGCAAGUCCUCCGAUGGCUGUGUUAAGCAGUUCAAACGAACUAUGCAAGAACCACAGUCAAAUUUAUUUAAGAGAAUUAGAAAAAUUAACAAUAUGGGCAUUAAGAAUGUACGAUUCUUCAGCAAAAAUACCAUCGGGCAUCCUGAACGGAAAUAUAAACCAGUUUGGGGACUUCGAUCAGUGUCUAAGAGUAAACGAUGAAAACUUGGGCAUUCAGGGACAGUAUUGUUUAACAUACGCAGAAAUGACGUUGCCAUCAAAUGCCAACGAAAAAUUAAAAUACAUAAUCGAUCUCAUGCAUUCACACUCAGCCUUCCGUAGUCGGUUGGAAGACCCCGGCCAUCGCGUCCCGAGGUUUUCCACCAUGAACUGGGCUGUUUGCACGCCGGCGAGUUGUUCUCCAGCCGACAUCGAACAUGAAAUGUAUUUAUUGCUGUCAAAGUACGUCGACACAACUGAAAUCAAUUUGCGUCUUAAAGUUGAUCCGGACAUGUGUCAAACGUACAGGCCUUCUGUCGUGCCAACAACGGGUUCGUUGAUCGCAGUGUCGGUCUUUGGAAUUCUGUUCCUGGUCAUAAUAUUGUCAACCGUUAUGGACAAGUACAACAUGUUCCAGAGUGUGGAAAGCACCGUGUCGAAGGUACUUUACUCGUUUUCGUUGAAGAGGAACUUUCGACAGCUGUUGAGCGUUAAUGAGUCACCUGAAGACAUCAGGUCGGUUCACGGAAUCCGUGCCCUAAACGCUCUCAUGCUGCUGGCCUCUCAUAAGUCCAUGGCGAUGUUUUUCAACCCUUAUUCGAACAGGACCGCCAUGACGGAGCAUCUUGGAAAGCAGUGGACUGUUAUUGCUCGGGCUGCGAGUCUCUACACGGAUCCUUUCAUAUUCAUGAGUGGAUUAUUGACUACGAUAUCGUUCUUGAGACAUUUAGAUCGAAAUGGCAGGAUUGAUUUGCCAAAAGAAUUCAUUUCUAGAUUUGCCAGACUAGUGCCGACGAUGGGCGCUAUCAUAUUGUUCUGCACUCUGAUUUUACCGAAUUUGGGUUCCGGUCCGCAAUGGAAUCUAGUGGUCAAACACCACGCUGACAUUUGUGAAAAGACAUGGUGGAGAAACUUCCUGUUCAUCCACAAUUACUUUGGAUUCAAAAAUAUGUGUUUGUCACAUACGCAUCACAUCGGAAUCGACUCACAGCUGUUUAUGGUGUCACCGCUGCUCGUGUGGACCUUGUGGAAGUGGCCUAGGAGGAGCAUGGCAGCUCUCGUGGGGCUGGCAGCCGUAUCGACCGGACUUAGAUACGGCGUGACGCUAACGAAAAAAUUGAACUUGUUCAUCAAUUUUGGAAGCUCGGUUUCACAAAUGUAUGACACUGCAGAUUAUUCGUACAUUUUGCCAACUCACAGGCUGACCGUGUACAUUAUGGGUAUUCUACUGGGUUAUUGCCUGAGAUACGUAGGAAGAAACUACCCAUUGAAAAGCGUACACUUGAAGUUGGGAUGGAUCGUCGCAAUUGCAUUCUUUUACGAAGCUUUUAUACACCCUGCUAAAAUGGGCGACAUCGAUUAUGUGUACAACGCCAGCGAUGCAGCCAACUAUGCGGCUUUCGCUCCCAUCUAUUGGUGCAUUUUUUUCAGUUGGAUUAUCUUCGUCUCAUACACGGGAAAUGGAGGAUUCGUAUCGUCGUUGUUUUCUUGGAAAGGAUUUAUCGUGUGCACACGUCUGUCUUACACGUUCUACUUGACACAAUUUCCGGUAUUUUUCUACAACGUGGGAAGUCAUAGAUCUGCGUUGGAAUACAGUUUUGGAUUGAUUAUAAACAUCAAGGAGAUGCUGGCCAUCGUCAUGGUGUCCGUGCUGCUGACAGUAGCCGUUGAGAUGCCAUUCAACAACAUCAAAACGGCGUUCGUGAAGAAGUCGUCCAGACGCGAGAUGGAAGCGCCCACCCCCGUACCAAGCGUGGGAGGAGAUACUGAGUCGCGUCGUAACCGAUGAGAGAUUUCAUCAUACUCACGUGCCCGAGGGCUCAAUGUUAUAUUAUUAAUCAUUAUUAUCUGUCAUCUCGAUCAUCGAUCACAUUGUUCAUCACACACGCACACAGUCACGAUCAAAAUUUCCAUUUAGAGUUUAGGUUUUAAAUCGGUUCACUCUCACUUUACAUGGCCGCUACCGUAAUGGAUAAGACAUAAUUCACACAGGUGUUUUUAGAGACCUACGCAUCUAUAGAUUUUUUUCAUACAUUUUAUUUCAUUUCAACAUUCUCAUAUAAACAAUCGACGCACUUGCACGUCGAUUCACAAAUUUGCCAAUUGUUUCAACGUAUUAGACUGAGAUCAUGCGCAAUGCAAUCGACUUACCCUGCGCCGUCGUAGUCAAUUUUAGUAUUGAUGUAUAGUUUAUAAAACGUACAAAAAAAUUAAGCUCAAUCAUUUUUUUUUAAAUAUUGUACUUGCCAUUUCAACAAACUGGUGUACUACUUAUAGGUUAUACUAUUACAUGUACAUACAAUUCAGUAUAGAAUUAGUUAUUUAUCAUUAUUAUUAUUAUCAUUGUCAUCAACAUACUAAAUAAUUAAUGAACUCAUAACAAUGAAGUUCUAAAUGCAUAUUUAUUUGUCAUAUUAAUUUUGGGUGUUAUAGAAAUAAAACCAAUUAUACAUUAAACCUAUUGAUAUAUCAUGUACUAUAUUAUUAUUAUAUUAUGUUUGUAAUUUUUAAUAAUAAAAAAAAAAUUAAAAAUA